This is a messenger RNA of Acytostelium subglobosum LB1, 10599 nucleotides long. RefSeq lists its product as hypothetical. Bases 1 to 10599 code for a protein of 3532 amino acids. The record is from RefSeq and is a predicted model, not a curated record. Lineage: Eukaryota; Evosea; Eumycetozoa; Acytosteliales; Acytosteliaceae. Gene Ontology annotation, molecular function: protein binding. The transcript has 5 exons.
AUGUCUUUGUCUCCUCGUAAUCCGAAGCAACUGCAACAGCAACAACAACCACUGAUACAUCAACAGUUGUUGCAACAUCAAAUGUUACAGCAACAACAACAACAACAACAACAACAACAACAACAACAGCAACAGCAACAACAACAGCAACAGCAACAUCAACAGCAACAAAUAUAUCAACAACAUGCUAUGGUGACUAAGCUUUGGAAUACAUACUUACAGACUGUUGUACAUCAGGAUGCCCUGUUUGCACUGGCUGACUUUCUAAAGUUGUUCAUUGCCACACAUCAUGACACGCCAAAGCAACUCAUACCACUCAACGUCGGCUGCUCACUCACCGACAUUGUACAAACAUUGACCAAGCAGUUGGUCGAAGAGAUAAACAGUGCACUGACGACUACCACUACGACUACUACGACGACGACGACUACUACUACAAUGUCCGCGAUGAUGAUGACAGGCCUGAACAACAAUAACAACAACAACAUACAACGAACGAGAAAUAGCCCAGGAUUGGAGUUGUUACACUAUUUGAGUGGAGGCUCGGUGGCUGGCGAGGCGCCACUCUUGUUGGAGGCGCUGGACAUACUGACGCGUCAUGCCGCCGAUGGCAUGCAAGCGACCUUCACUCGACUGUUGUUGGUCAUACUCUCGCGACUGCUAUCACUACCGCUCAACACACAGUCUAUGCCGCCCACAAAGACACAUCUACACAACAUUGCCAACACAUCCAUUCCACCCUUUGCCAGUAUACACAGCUACUUCUAUCUCUCGCCAUUGCCAUAUUCAAACAUGCUCGGUGUUGGCAUGAGUGGCGUGCCCGUUGGUGGCAAUGGCGGCAACAACACACAGCAGCAAACACAGACAGCGUCGACGCGACCAUCAUCAUCACCACUCAAGAACCAGAUAACAUUCCUGCCGCCAACAUUCAAUCUAUUGGAUACCAGUCAGUUGCCGUUUGGCACGGUCGGCGACUUGACAUCGGCCAGCGGCGCCACACCGGGUGCCGGCGUGUCAGGCGGCAGCGCACUCAAUCAAGAGCAAGACAUUCGUCCGAUGUCCUCACACUCGUCCAGCUCAUCACUCUCUCAAUACAUCUCGGCCGAGCAUCUUCAGCGCCAGGCCCAAUCGCACACCGUCCACUCUGUCGAGCAGGCCAUUCUCGAUCUGCAGACUGUAAAGUCGACAACAGAGCUGUCACCCUGUGUCCACGUGUGCUACCAACUACUCAAGAUACUAAGCAAUGCUCUCAAGCAUCGUACCAUCCUCAACGAGUUCAUCAAGCAGCCUGAGAACAUCACCAUGCUCACUAACAUCUUUUACCAACUCAAUCCCGACGCGUCCUACGCGACCAUCAUCCACAGCGAGGUCGUCCGUAUCUUUGCUCAGAUCACCUCCAUCUGCAGCCAAUCAAUGGAUAAGAUCAAAGUUCUUCGAAGUCAGAGAGUAAUCGAGAGCUUGCUGACAGUUUUGAGCGAUCAAGAUAGACAGGAGAGGAAGUUAUCAUCGUCGACUAUCAUUGAGAUUACACAGGUGAUUGUUUGUUCGAUAAAGAGUGCCUCGCGACUGACACCUCUGUUGCACGAGGACUUUGACAACAAUAGUGGCUACUCGAUACUACUCAACGCCUUUAUUCACAUUGCCGACAAUGGAACACUAAGGAACAAACUGGACAUUAUCAACGUGGCCUGUAACCUACUAUUCAUCUCCCUAAAGAAGGAUGAACCUGUUAUAAUAACACCAACCAAACAAAGACAUGGACAUGGACAACAUGGACAUGGACAACAUGGACAUGGACAACAUGGUCAACAACACAGUCACAUCAAUCGAGUUCAACCCCCACAACAACAACAACAGCAACAACAACAACAGCAACAUGGUAACAUAUCAUCUAGGACAGGACUCAAGGUAUUCAACAUGUUCAUCAAUGUGUUCUCGAUCACAAAGAGUGAGGAGAUGAAGACAGAGUUGCUCAAGUGUAUAAAGGGCAUCUUCUUCUUGUUCCUCCUGGACCAGCCGAUAUUCGACGUGACUGGCGACGAUGCCAGUGGCGGCGGACGCGGCAGUGGCCUCAUCCACCAGCUCGAGCCAUUCAAGAUCUUCUUCUCUCAGUUCGACAUGCUCAACAUCUCCAACCGACGACUGAUCCUCGAGAUGAUGGACGAGCUGCUCAUGAAGAACCACAUCAAGCACUCUGAGUUCAAGCCGUACGUGCAGCUGCUCAAGAGUCGCCUGCCCACCACCGUGCUGCUCGUGUGCCAGCACAUGACGCAGCAGCUGGCCAAGUCCAAGAUCAGCGUGGACACCCUGCAAGAGUCGGGCAUCCUCGACGUGUUGAUGCACUACAUUGUCGACAACCCGCAGUCACUUGCCUUCCACGCCGCCUUUGACGAGAACAUCGAUGAGUUGGCAUACUGUCUGCAAUUGAUACCCGGUCGUCACUUCCACUCACACGCCAACAAGUUGUUUGUCCUGUAUCGCAUCGAGUCGUCGAUACUACAACUGUUGCUCCAACUAUUCUCAACGUCCAAUGAUAUACAGAGUCAGUUUGUCGAGGCUGGAGGACUCAAGCUAUUGUACCGUCUGCUCACCGAUGAGUACCUUAUCCAACCCGCUCUCCAAACCAUCUCAACCAUCGCCAUUGGUGUGCUACGGGUAGAGAACAAGAUCAUUGGCGACCUCAUAGAAGUACUCCAGAGCAAUGGUGGAUCGACCACCCUUGAGUCCAGAGUCUUAACAAUGCGCAAGAAUAUAUUAUCAGCUAUGUGCUACAUAUUCCACAACAACUAUGAGGCCAAGAACUCGUUUAUUGCAGCCGGUGGAUUCUCUUGGUGUGUGUCGAUAUUGGAUGGCAUCAGUCGAUGUGUGCAGAGCAAGAACAACAGCAGCAACAACCUGCUCAAGUACAAGUCCACCAACAACGAGGUGUUCUUCUUCCUCAAGGUGCUGAUCGACACAUUGUCAGCUGUGAUGAAGAGCAACGCCAACAACCAGAAGUACUUCCGUGAGGACAUCCAGUUCUCAACAUUGUCCAACACGCUCAGUGGCUGCGGCUACAUGGAGGGCGUGUAUUCAUCAUCUCUGUGCGACAGUCUGCUCAACAUGGCCGUGUCGGGCAGCUGGCCGCCAUCGUGCGAGCAACACCCGCUGGAGGAGGGAUCCAUCCUCUCGGUGUACGCGCCACUCUCAUCGUUCUUCUCAACAGAGAGUGUUCUGUCGCCCACUGCAUUCAAUGUAUAUAGCUUCGACAAGUCAUCCCCAACUGCUACGGCAGCACCACCAGUACCGCUGUCGAGUGGCGAGCAAUCACCAGCCUUCUCGUCCGCGUCCGACCUUACAUCAUCACCGCCUCUGCUCUCUGUAAACAGCAGCGCCAGUACAAGCAGUGGCCUCACAUCGACAUCUCACAUGGCCAACAACAGCGGCAGCAUUGAGCAUUCAUUGACGCCAACGCGACGUGGCCGUUCGUACACCAACGACUUUGACCGCAGCCAGAGUCCCCCGAUCCCAGCGCUUCAGUCACAGCCGUCGUUCAACUCUCUCGACCUGGCGACUGAGGUGCGCUUAGGCACGCAGCAGCAGCUGCCUUCCAAACUGCCCGAGAAGAGCUCGCUGGCACUGGCCAAGGAGCGCUAUGGAUGCUGCCAACAAUGUCGCGAUUCUCUCACCAUUGAGAAUCCCGAGAUCAUCAAACUGAUCAUCUUGCUCAUGGGUGGCAGCGAAGAGCACAUCGAGAAGAUGGAGACCAAGUCAUCGUGCUACAUCCUCAAGGAGAUCAUCUUCCUCAUCGAGUGUUCACUCACCAACAUGAAGCAACUCAACACUCUAACAGUCGAUGUUAUCGAGAGCUUCAAGCCCCUGCUCUCCACCAAGAGUCAAACCCUAUCCGCAUCAAUCAAGAAGAAGGAGUCACUCAAACCUUUGAUACUCGAUUUGAUACAGACUACUGCAGGACACAGCGUCAACUUGGCGGCAUUCAGGAAGUACUUUGAACUGCUGCGAGUCAAGGACUACCCUAUUGACUUGCUCAACUUGUUGGUAAAGGUCACUGGCAAGGACAUAAUACCGAUAUACUACGCGGAGCUGUCAGAGAGCUCGCUCAAAUGCAUCGACUUCCCAUCUUGGGGUGAGAAGUUGUGGCCACCCUACAAGGGCUUUGGCAUGUCUUUCUGGUUCCGCUACAAGUCGCCCGUGGUCAAGAUCAACAGGGACCCGAUCUACCUGCUGAGCAUCGAGAGCGUGUUGAUUGGCUAUCCUCAAAAGACAAUGGAGAUGCAGGUUGUACUGCAUCGAGGCGUGCUGUCAUACCGCAUCGUGGUGGGCGGCGCCAACCUGAUCGAGCAGCACACGUUCUCCGAGAUCAUGUUUGAACCCGAGUGCUUCUAUCACGUGUGUUUGACGCACACGGGCAACCAGCGCAUGGACAAGUCGCCAGUCAAGCUGUAUGUGAACGGCUGUCUUCGCAGUGAGUUUGGAAUCACAUAUCCGCGCUCCAACCUCGUCAGCCUCUACAUGCGCUUUGGUGGCAGCAAUGCCGCACAGCCAUUCAGCGACUACACCACCAACUCCAACUGGCACCUUGGCAACGCCUAUUUCUUUGAGGACCUCCCACUGGACAAGGAAAUCUUCUAUCUCUAUCUUCUUGGUCCGGAUCACUUUCGCGGUCUCAAAGUGGACCUCAACACCGUGGAGAAUGUCAAGCCCUAUAUGGACAAGAGCAACAAGCUACAUCCACUUCUCAUCGAUCAUCUCCAGAACCCGACCACAGCGCCACUGCUCAGUCUACACGAGAAGAUCUUCUCAAUCUUCACGGCCAAGUGUCUCUAUGUCACAAAGUCGCACAGGAUAAUGAACAAAUCAGAGGCCAUCACUCAUUCAUCGGCGCAGUUGGUACAGUCUGGUGACAACUCUGUGUUAUUGAAGCGUAGCGAGUCAAGGAGCUUCAGUAGUAUCACUGGCUUGGGCACAUACUCUGAUGGUGGACCAUCCCGAUCAAUGACCUCAUCAAUCAACAGCAGCAUGGGCAGUGUCGGUAGCAGCACAAGUGGAUUGGGUAGCAGCAUGUCGUCUAACGGCAUGACAUCAACCACCAGCAUGAGACGUGACUCAAUCGUCCAACAACAAACUCGCGGUUCAACAUUCAGCGAACCGAUCGCCACCACCCAGGCCUCGGUAAUGUCAUCGAUCGCCAAUGCCUACACGGGCGGCGCACUGCCCCCUGUCAAGGCCAACAAUCUCCAUCAGUUGUCAGCCAACUACCUGUCGCUGCUUCAGACCGGCCUGCCCACACCGUUGCCCUUUGGCGUGAUAUGCCAACGCGGCGUAAAGGACCUGGUGGCGGAUGUUGGAGGAGUAAGCGUCAUCAUCUACCUGAUGGCCAUCUCCAACGAGAAGGAGUAUCAGCGCGCCAGUCUCAAGCUGCUUCAAUCAGUGAUCGCACACCAUCACCACAACAGCCUGGACAUGAUCGAGAUCCAGGGCUACAAGCUGGUGAGCCACCUCAUUCGCAAGAAGAAGUGGGUGCUCGACGAGUCGCUGCUGGCCAUUAUGUUCUCAUUUGUGGGCGUGCAGCCCGCCCGUACCUCCAGCCACUUCAUCGAGGGCGUCGUGCAGAACGAGUUGGCGCUCAAGCACUUCCUGCUCGAGUGGGAUAUCUGGCGACGCGGCUCGAUGGCCGACCAGAAGAAGCUGUUCGAGUCGCUCGACAAGCUUGUGGCAGGCCUGCACCUCAAUCACAACUUCAACAUACUCAAGUUCCGCCAGGCCGGCGCCUUUGAGAAGAUCCUCAACAUAUGUCGCGAGGAUGACGUGCCACUUGAGCUCAUCCCCACGCUCAUGUCGAUCCUCCGCUCAAUCAUUCACAAGCAGCCCAAGAUCAAAGAGGACCUCCACCUCCUUAUAUGUUACCUCCUCGAGACGAGCAAGGUCAAGCAGUCAUCAUCCAACCAGCAACAUCCACGCAGGAAGCGAUCAAACAACAACAGCAUCACUCAUUCACUUCCCGACCCGGCGACCGUGACACACACCCACUCGCACGUACCAGCCAUGCCAACUCACGCUCACACGCACUCUGACACGAUCAGAGAGUCGAUCUUGACUCUGCUGUUCAACACAUUGAACGAAUCGACGGAUGUGACCGUGAUUGAGGAGUUCCACGCGAUAUGCAACCUCGAGUCGACGUUUGGCUUGCUGGUCAACGAGUCGGUGGCCAUCCGCCUGCUCUUCCUCAAGAUCAUUGGAAUCUUCUUGCACGUGCCAUCAAUCUCGGCGCUGUUCCAGCGCAUGAAGGGCUUCCAUCUGCUGGGCCACCAGCUGCUGACCUACCCGCCCACACCCGAGAUCUUUGGCGUGCUGUUUGGCGUGAUGUUUGGCAAACACUACAACAACAACAGCAACAUCGAGUCGUCACACAGCAGUGGAUCCAAAUCGAUGCAGAUGUACUUUUUGUCGCAGAUAAGUGGCGAGCGACUGGUGUUCCCGGGCAUCGUCGUGACCAUCCUCACCCUGCUCACAAACAGUGUGCCAGCCACACAGCACAUGGUCAUCAAGAUGCUGCACAAUAUCUUCCUUCAAAACGAUCUGAUCAAGCAAGUCAUGCUGGACCAGGAGCUCAUCCAACGUCUCGUGGACAUCAUGUCGAGCAACUAUGUGCGACGCAAUCAAUCAUCGAGGACAGAUCAGUUCUCGCGAUUCCAGCAGCAGGCGCAGCAGCCAGCAGCAUCCACACCCGACACCACCAAAGAGGAGUACUGGCAGGCUGAGGAGUCGAUACUGUCCCUGCUCAAAGAGAUCGCGUUGUAUGGAGUCAACUCACUCGAUGGCCAAACGACUCUGCGCGAUAUACUCGUGGUGCUACACCUCAAUACGCGAAUGGACUUUGACUACAUUUGUUGUCUACAGCGCAAGGUCAUCCAGGACGUGAUGGCAUUCUUCAAUGACAACAACUUCAACUCGAUCGAGACCCUCGUGUCCUCGUUCGAGAAGGUGUGCGUGCUGGCCAUCAACACGCUCUGCUAUCAAGACAAGAACAUCAUCUCGACAAAGAAGGGCGUCUACAAGUUCCCCCCGCCUGACCCCUCCGCCGCCCCGGCGCCCACCUCACCCACGCAGUCGUCGUCAUCACACGGCCAACUUAAACUGAGCACCAGCGACGUAGAGCCGCCAAACUCACCUGAGCCCAACAGCGACACCACCGUGGGCCACUCAUCGUCCAACGACGAAGCUUCAGAGGAGUCUGACAAUAAUGAGGCCAAGAGUGCGAAUGCAGUAGCCAAAUCAUACAUCCCCGAGUGGAUACAGGAGGGCAACUUGUUUAGCAACGAGUCAUUCAUCAGCACACUGAUCAGAGUGCUGUCCACCAACAAGAUACCUCAGUACUAUCAAUACUACCGCAUGUUCUACUAUCAAUACUCUGCCCGCACCAUGCUAGGCAAGCUGUUGUACACCCUGCUCACGUCGCCACAGUUUGCCGACUGCCACUUCAUCACAGUCUCUGUUCUGAUUGGCGUAGAGAGCAACUCUGGAGGCCAGUCCACGCAGCUGCCCCCACCCAUCAGCAAGCUGUUGUCCGAGGACGACGACUUUGUGCCCUCGCUGCUACACCUCACACAGAAGUUCUUGAACUCUGGACGCGAGGACUCGCCGCUGUUCAAGGCCACACUCAAGUUGUGGAGCAUGGUGUACCAGGGCUCCAGCCCAGAGGUACAGAAGCGUGUGUUUGAUUGCCAGAACUGGGCGACGACGGACCCUCGCGAGAUAUACGGCCGCUUCCAGACCAACUACGCCGAGGCCGAGUUCCGCAAGUGGGAGGAGCGCAACAAUCAACAGAAGAAGGAGUGGAUGCUCCAGUACUUGGAGACACAGAAGAACAAGCAGUCGACCAUCGCCAAGAACCAGGACAUCACGCGAGCCACCAAGCGAUUGACCGAGGCGCUCGUCCAGCUCAAGUCACACUUUGAGAUGUCUGCGCUACAGUACCAGAGUCGCAACAAGGAGUCCAAGCAAUUCUUCCACACACAGUGGAAGGAGUUGAUCAAGAAGGUCACGCACGAGAUGGCCAUCUGGGGUGUAUCGCCCUCGAACAAAUGGCGACUUGACCCAACCGAGGGCGUGAACCGCAUUCGAGUCAGAAUGAAGCGUAUCACACCCAGGUCCGAGAAGACCCAUCUCGCAAUCCCCUCAGAGUUGACAUCGCCUAUCAUCACAUCGACUCCCACCACGACAACGACAGCAUCAACGACGACAACGACGACCACAACGCGAACCAAGUAUGAUGAGUCGGGUCACGAGAUACCAUGGUCAAUGAGCAACUCGCACAGUUCAGUCGAGUCAUACUCUUUCGACAACCUCAAGUCUGGCGAGAAGCUCAACAUAUGCUUCCCAUGCUCUUGCAUAUCACCCUCGACGCAACGAGAUGGCGAGCUACUCAUUGGCGAGCUGAACAUAUACUUCAAGGACGAGCAGUUGAUGGCCAAGUCUGGCAGCGGCAACGGCACCAAUAGCCACGGCCACAGCAACGGCAUCACUAGCACCAGCAACAGCAACAAGUCAAAGAAGGCAGCGUCCAAGUGCAAGCACAUUACAAUGUCCUACGAGGACAUUAUCGAGAUACAUAAGCGUCGUCAUGUCCUAAAGAACAGCGCGAUAGAGAUAUUCUUGGGAAGCGGCGUGCCACACAAGGCCUACUUGUUCGCCUUCAACAAUCAGACGGAGCGCGAUGCCGUCUACGAUCAGAUCCUCACCAAGCCACUUCCCAACAGGAUCGACUACGCGGCAGAAGUACAGGGCAACAUACUCAAGAUGUCGAUCACCAAGAAGUGGCAGCAUGGCCUCAUCACCAACUUUGAAUACUUAAUGCAUUUGAACACGCUGGCCGGUCGCACAUUCAACGACCUGACCCAGUACCCCAUCUUCCCCUUCAUCCUCAAGGACUACGAGUCGGAGGAGCUCGACUUGGACAACCCUGAGGCGUUCCGCGACCUCACCCGACCAAUGGGCGCGCAAGACCCCCAGCGCCUCAAGAAGUUUGUCGAGAAGUUUGAAUACCUGCGCGAGACCAACGAGACGCCCUAUCACUACGGCUCGCAUUACUCCAACAUUGGAUCGGUGCUGCACUUCCUGGUGCGCCUUCAGCCCUUCUCUUCGUUCUUCAUCGAGUUCCAGGGCGGCCGCUUCGACGUGCCAGACCGUGCCUUCCACUCGAUCCUGCAGUCAUGGCGUCUGUCCUCGUCCAUUUCGAGCAGUGAUGUAAAGGAGCUCAUCCCCGAGUUCUUCUACCUCUCCGAGUUCCUGUACAACGCCAACCAGUUCAACAUGGGCAUCAAGCAGGAUGGCAUCCGCGUGGACGACGUCGUCCUGCCCCCGUGGGCCAAAGGCAACCCGCGCCUCUUUAUCAAGAAGCAUCGCGAGGCGCUCGAGUCCAAGUUCGUUUCGGAGAAUCUCAGUCACUGGAUCGACCUGAUGUUUGGCUACAAGCAGCAGGGAGAGGCCGCCGUCAAGGCCUACAACAUGUUCUACCCGCUGACCUAUGAAGGCGCCGUGGACAUUGACACGAUUGAGGAUCAGCUCACACGUGAUGCCACUAUCGCUCAGAUACACAGCUACGGUCAGACACCCAAACAACUGUUCACCAAGCCACAUCCAAAGAAGACUUGGAAGAAGGCCACUCGCGUGCUCCAAGACGCCAUCUACACCAACCCACACAAGCUAUCUCCAUUCCCAAUGUGGACCAUCAGGAAUCCCGUCGGAUUCAUUGGACUCUCUGGCGACACUCCCAUCCCUCUCUCACAACAAAAGAUACUCUUCUACCCAGACACGAACAGGUACGUCUCAUGGGGACACUGGGAUCAGAACCUCAGGAUAUGUUCGAUUGACAAUGGCAGAGUGAUCUCGCUGGUGGAGGUGAUCAACGAUGAUAUUAUAUGUUGCGACAUCUCAAAGAAUGGACGAUUGUUUGUCACUGGUGGCACAUCUGGCACGGUCAAGGUCUGGAAGCGAUGCACCAACGACGGUGCACUGAUGACGAGAAAGGAGCGUGGCGAGAAUCUCUCGCUCUGGUCCCAGCUCUAUGGCCACACUAACUCAAUCCUCUGUGUGACGGUCAGCCAGGAGUUCAGCACGAUCAUCUCUGGCUCCAAGGAUCACAGCUGCAUCGUUUGGGAUCUCAAUCGUCUGUCCUAUAUCAUGAACCUUCCCCAUGAUAACCCAGUGACAUGCGUGCAGGUCUCUCCAACGACCAAUUGCAUGGCCACGGUCGAGACCUCGAUCACGGGCGACGUCGUUGCUCUUCGUCUCUGGUCGCCCAAGGGUGCCCUCCUUGCCAAACAAGAGGUGAUCAACGAUCGCAUCACAUGCAUGCUCUUCACGACUGGACCCGAGGGAGUGGUCACCAAUCUCAUCAUCACUGGCAUGGAGUCGGGCAAGAUCAUACUCUGGGAUGCUUACGACCUCAAGAAGGUCAAGACCUACAAGACCAAGGCACCAGUGACAGCACUGACCAUGAGCAGAGAUCAUACCCAACUGGUCGUUGGUGAUGCGAAUGGCACAUUGGAGUGCUGGAGCUCCAAGGCAUUCGAUGGCUAUGCUGCCAUUGUUGGAUAG